GGUCCAAGGUAGAGCAUGUGAUUGUGCUGGGGUGGCCGAAUUACUGUUUCUUUUGUGGGAUUUAUGAAGUCUGGAGUCUGCUCACGUGCGGAGAGUUUCCUUUAGUUUGUGAGAGGCUUCAAGUUGUGCUUCAGGCACCAACUCCUCCGUGUUUACAUUGAAAACUACUGAUGUGGAUUCAGUGAGAUGCCCUGACAACUUGGAGUCUUUAUAAAAGAGAAGAAGCGGCUUUGAUUGACUGCUGCAGCACCCUCACUGAUGGAGGAGUAAGAUUUGGAGAAGAGUAAAAUUGAAGGCUUUUGAGAGGAGAAUGUGGCUGGGCUUGCCAAGCUCUGUGUGGGCCAGGAUUGGAAAUGUGUCAACCUUGCUAGUGCAGGACUGCUUUGGUUUUAAAGUGCGUGCUUUAGCUAAUUGAAUCCCAGUAACUGCCUUCUGUGGAGUUCUUUGAUGAUCAUUUCUGGGAUACUGCAUUCUUUCCUAGGCAGUAGUUAAUGAUGUUGAUUUAAGAAGUACUUCCAUGAGGGCCAAGGAAUCAUCAUCCAGUCUACAUAUUUUGGGACAAAUUGAAAUAGAAUGAAUAUCUGUAACAUCUGAGAUUUUGAUGACCUGAUUUUGCAUCAGAAGACAACUGGACAGUUCUUCUGAAACUUCAACAUUUCAGUGAGUCAAGUUUGAUCGCUGUUUGGUCUAUUUUGUCUGGAAUUACCACUGAAGAGCUGAUGCAUUUGAAGGAAUUGUAGGAAAAGGUUUCAACGAGGAAAUUGAAGGGCUGUCCAGGAGACAAGAUGAGUGUAGCCAACUCAUUUCUUUUGGAUAGAUACUUGGAGGAGCUGAAACACAACAUGGGCAACAGCAGCAAAGCCUCCACUGAUGAAGUCCUGCUUCUGCGAGAGCAGCUAAGAACCCUAAGCUUGGAGAUGAUGACACUGAAGCAUGCCCUCAAUGCCAAGACAACAACAGGCCUUCCACUCCCAACAACAAAUUGUAAUGGGUUCACCCACAUAGUGCCAUCUCCAAUGCAAGAUCCCAGCUACUUUGACGCAUACAGGGACCAGCGUUAUUCGUCUUCGACUCAUAGUCCAAGCUGUUACAGUGGCUGUUCGUGCUCCCCACCUUCCUCUGGAAAGGGAGUAGCCCUGACCCUUGACCCAUACAAUGAUCUGCAUGAUCUUACUCAGAUGUCCGGACCAUUGACAGAGGAGGCAGUGUUGAGAGCACUGAGGCAUCGUUGGCAUAACGGAGAAUGUCAUACAAGGGUCGGUUCUGUUCUUGUCAGCAUCAAUCCCUACCGUGGGGUUCCAUUGGAGCAUGUCCUGCAGCACAGUCGAACAAACCAAUCACAUCACAUCCAAAGAAUAGCAUCACACAUCUUGAAGCAGCUGAUAGACACCGGCAUAUCACAAACAGUAAUACUUGGUGGUGAAAGCGGCAGUGGUAAGACUCACAUGUCACAAUCUCUUCUGAGACAACUCUACACAAUUGCUGGAGGAGGCACAGAGACAAAGUCCUUCAAGCAUCUUGCGGCAUCUUUUACAGUUCUGAGGUCAUUAGGAUGUGCCAAGACUGCCAGUAACUCAGAUUCAAGUAGAAUAGGUUACUUCAUUGAGGUGCUGCUUUUAGACUGUGCUAUUUAUAGAACCAAACUCCACUGCUAUUGGCUGGACCAUUCUAGGGUGGUUAGGCCAAGAUGGGGAGAGAGAAACUAUCACAUAUUCUAUCAGAUGCUGGCCGGUCUGAGUCAAGAUGAGAGAGUCAAGCUGCACCUCAACAGCUGCUCUGCACACGCCUUUGCCUACCUGAACAAGUCAAAAGCUGACAACACUGAGAGAGACAGAAUACGAUUUGAAAGUUGGAGGAGUUGCCUUGCAGUUCUUGGUAUUCCUUUCUUUGAUGUGAUGAGAAUUCUAGCUGCUGUUUUGCUUCUUGGCAAUGUGCAGUUUGUUGAAGAUGGUGGCUACGAACUCGACAUCAAGGGAAAUAAUGAAAUUAAGUCAGUGGCAGCGUUGCUUGGCGUAUCAGGUGUUUCGCUUUAUCGAGGACUGACAACAAGAACACAUAGUCUCAAGGGUCAGGUCUUCAAAACGCUCUGUGAUGCACAAAUGGCCAACCAAACACGAGAUGUACUUGCCAAAACACUGUAUUGCCGGAUGGUGCUAACAAUUGUGAAACGACUCAACAGUCUCAAGAGACCCAGCAUCAGUCAUUCGUCUGGAAGUAGUGAUGAUACACGCAUUAAUGACUUGUGCAUCAAGCCUCUUCGUCAGUCAUCCCCUGCUCCUUCGAAAUCCUCCACCAAUCAUUCCUCCAGCUCCCACAGCUCGGUAGGAGAAGGAUUUAUUGGAAUUGUCGACAUGUUUGGCUUUGAAACAACCCAGUGCAAUAGAUUAGAACAACUGUGCAUGAACCACUGCAGCGAGACACUGCAGCAGUAUUACAAUCAGUGCAUCUUCAGCAAAAUGCAAGCUACUUGCAGAGAGGAGGACAUACAGUAUGACAUACAGGUGGAAUACAAGGACAACACACCAUGCUUAGAGCUGCUAACAAUGAAGGACACAGGGAUUUUAAGCCUACUUGAGAAGCAGACAUUCAAACCAACAUCAGACAACCACACACUGGUACAAAGCAUUAACAGAACACAACAAAGCAAUAGUGUCUUUCAAGCAGAGCCUGACAACGAGGACAUGUUUACAAUCAAACAUUUUGCCGGUGAUGUCACGUACACUGCUAACGACUUCUUAGAAGCAAACCAUGAUGUCAUUAAUGAUGAUGUGAUCAGCAUCUUUCAGAAACACACUUGUAACUUUGGCUUUGCUGGCUACCUGUUUGCUCCGGAGCUGAAGGCAUUACAAGGCACAUCACCAAAAGGUUUCAUGUUCCGAAUCUCCCCAAGUCCACCUCCCUCUGAAAAUUCAGGGAAAAGUGAGGAACUGGCUUCAAGCUUAUCUCAAGAUUUUCACGUCCGACUUGAGAGUCUGAUGAAGACCCUCCACCAAGCAAAUCCUCACUUUGUUAGAUGUAUUAGGUCCAAUGAGAGAGAGGAAGCCAACUGCUUUGACAGUGAGGCAGUCAGGAGACAAGUCCGACAUCUGCAGCUGCCGGAGACGGUACAACUCAUGGCAGGAGGUUACCCUCAUCAGAUUAGAUUUCCACUGUUUGUUAGGCAUUACCGUUUUUUAGUGAGGCAUAGAAAACUGAAAGGAUUAAUGGAGAAAGCACAGGAGGACUGCAAAGUAAUUCUAGACUGCUUUCUCCAGGCUAUGGACCAGAGUAAACUACCUUAUAUUAGCACAAGAUGGGCGCUUGGAACUAGACAUGUCUUUCUGAGUGAGGAGGCUUGGCAAUGCCUUGAGUAUCUCCGUGACAGCAGACAGCUUAAGGCAGCAACCUUAAUCCAAUCAUUGGUCCGACGAUGGCUCUGCAUGAAACAUUGGCCAACGCUGAAGUCGGUGCUGCAGGCCAAGCUGAUAAACAGCAAAUGCAUUGAGUACUUGGACACCGAGCCCAUCUAUGAAGGAAUUCAGUCCCCACCAUCAUCUGUUGGGAAAACGUCCGAACCUGACAGAUGUGAAGCUGGUAUAGUGGAGCAGACAUGUAAUGCUUAUGGCCUGGAUGUGAACCACCCUCCGCCUAUCCCAAAGAGUCGACCAUACACCGUGUCUGGAGGAAUCAAAGUGGACUUCCCACAGACACGAAUCAUGAAAUGUAACUUCCCAGAUACAUGUUCAGAGCCAUUGCUUGUGGCCGGGGAACCAGUUCUAGUCACUGGAGUCUCAGCGACCAAGGGUUUGUUGGUAGUGGAACACAAUAGCUGUACCCUGCAUGUUCCAUAUCAAUUCACACAAGUCAAGACAAAUGGUCUGACAGUCGGCACCAAGAUAUGAUGAAACCCUUCCAGUAUCGCUGACCUUUUAUUACUGUUGCUGGACCAACUAAAAACAGGGUCUGACCGGGAGUGGAAGUGCUGGACAACACCGAUACUUACAGCUUUAUGUCCUAAUUGUGAUUAAAUGCAAAAAAAGGGUCAUGGACCCAAGUCAUGUUGUAAAAUUGAGGUUGAUUAUUCCCUUACAAAUGUUUCCAAAUAAACAUUCAACACAAAUCACACAAAUGUUCAAGAUUGGUCAAGUAUUCCUCCAGUCCAAAGCAGAAUGUAUGCAGGGGAAAGAGCAGUGUCCACUCUCAUUGUUAAAUCCUGAAAUCAGACUUGGGAGGGUUCAACUGAUCGUUAGCCAUGACUUCUAAACAACUCUUGUACAUUAUACUACAAAAUGCCAAAGUCAUGUUAUGUAACAACCCCCAGUACAAUGGAUACAUCAGAAUGUUUCAGUUUAUGUGCUGUAGUAAUCUCAGAACAAGAGCUUGGUGAAGGCUCUGCAAGGAUUUGUAAGCAGUGUAAUGCAUUUUUGACCAUUGAUCAAUUUUGAUCCAAACUAAACUGUUGUAUUAUUGCAACCAAUGAGCUUGCCACCAACAACCAGUGCCAUGUUUUGGCUGAGACAAUAAUUUCUUUUACCAAUCUGGUAAAAGACAGGUAUUCCGUUUUAGUACUGCAUUUCUUGUAAAAAUACUUGAAGCUAUCAAACCAAAUGAAUGUAAUUUAAUGUGGGUGAAAUGACUUCAAAUCCAACAGUGCAUGCUUUCAACUUAAUUUUUUUUUAGCUCUGUUCAUAAGGUAAACUUGCCAGUAUGGUUUUUAUUAUUUUUGUGACCUACUUUUAAAUCGAUCAGAAAAUUCAGAAUGACUUUUACAUUUUUUUUUGCUGAAAGUCGGGAUGUAGUGUAAAACAUUGCAUCUCAGAAAGAUAUUUCACUGAGGAAGAGGGAAAAAAUAUCAACUAGGAGCAAAAGAGGAUUGACAGAGGUGGAUGUGACCCAAGCUAUCCUUGUUUGUAGGACACCUAUUAUUGUAACAUUAGAGAACUGGACCUUCUUGAACUGUCAAACUGGUAAAAUGUUUACUUGUCACCAUUAUCCUCCAUAAAAUGAUUUUAAAAAAUUGUGCCAGUGUAAGAAAGAAGGAACAUAGACUCCUGAGGCUUGAAGGUUAAUUUUGGAGUGAUCUUAAGCUAUUAGGAGUUUAAAAUUUGACCUAAACAUACAAUUUGACGUGUCCCAAUUACAAGGAUUUCCAUUAUCUUGCUUAAACACAUGGCCCUGUACAUACUGAUAUGUGUGGACAAGGGCAAUGGUUAUUGAUUUGUAGAGAGUUGAAAUAAUGCCCCCAGCUUAGCAUUUUAGCAUGCAUGUCAAGUGGGCAUAUGGUAUGCAUGUUAUUGUACAUUCAUUUUAGUAGUAAGUUACCCACAGUGCUUAGCACUUCCUUUAUUUUGUGACUGUCAGAAGUGCCGUUGGGUAAGGUAGUGGUUACAACUUACGAGCAAGUUUAUGUUUGAUGACUCAAAAUUUCAUGAGUAUUAAUUGGUUCUGUGCCUUCGUGGUAACUGUUAUUUGAAUCUUACUUUGAUCAAGUUUAUGCAAAUAAUAGUUUUGGUGAAAUUGUUCAGGAAACAUGCUGCAGAAAUACAGGCAAGGUUUCAAGUGGGAAAUAAAAUCAUGACACCUUAAAACUGGUUUUCCAGAUUGUUAUACUCCCACAGUACAUCUAAAUCUCAUGACAACAGUAAAGUUACUGGUGAGUGCAAUUAGACAGAGCACCUGCUUCUGAUCAACAAUGGCAGCAUCUCAAACAGGCCUGGAAGAUGAGCCUGGAAGAUGAGCCUGGAAGAUGAGCCUGGAAGAUGAGCCUGGAAGAUGAGCCUGGAAGAUGAGCCUGGAAGAUGAGCCUGGA
This is a messenger RNA of Acanthaster planci (crown-of-thorns starfish), 5788 nucleotides long. Its product is annotated as myosin-I heavy chain-like. Gene Ontology annotation, cellular component: membrane; actin cytoskeleton; cytoplasm. The record is from RefSeq and is a predicted model, not a curated record. Gene Ontology annotation, biological process: actin filament organization. NCBI's taxonomy places the organism in Eukaryota, Metazoa, Echinodermata, Asteroidea, Valvatida, Acanthasteridae. Gene Ontology annotation, molecular function: actin filament binding; cytoskeletal motor activity; ATP binding.